AUGCCAGAAAAUAGCGAAAAAGCUGACAUUAAAGGGAAGGGACGAGUCACAGAAGACUUUAUUCCAGAUAUCGAAGAUGUUGAAGACGAAGGUGAUUUUGAAGAAUUGAGUUCAUCAGACGAGGAUCCCUCUGAAGCCUCAAUGGAUGAAGAUGAAGAAGGAUUUGCAGAUGAACCUGAAGAUCUGACCGCUAUCGAUCCCACCAACAUUACUUGUUCCUCCAGAACACGAAACAAAAAGAUAGAUUUUUCUAAAGCACUCCAAGAAGACGAUGGUUUAGAAAAUGAUGAAGAAGACGAGGAUUAUGUUCCUCAAGAGGAUACGGUAUAA
Molecule: messenger RNA, 330 nt
Organism: Schizosaccharomyces octosporus yFS286
Lineage: Eukaryota; Fungi; Ascomycota; Schizosaccharomycetes; Schizosaccharomycetales; Schizosaccharomycetaceae
Product: histone chaperone Chz1
Exons: 3
Coding region: 1-330 (109 amino acids)
Source: RefSeq, a predicted model, not a curated record